AUGCCCACGCGUAAUCAAGUGGGUGUGCACUUCCGUUUAAUGUGUAAAACGCGCAAAAAACGCGCAAAACGCGCUUUAGGGACAACACUGGGUCUGAUGGAGCAAGAUCUUGCAUAUAGAUUUGAUAUUUCACAGUCUACAGUAUCAAGAAUCGUAAUGACAUGGAUUAAUUUCAUGUAUCUUGAAUUUAAGAAGAUACCUUUGUGGCCACCUAAAGAGCUCGUUCAGGCGAAUAUGCCAAAGAUAUUCAAACAACAGUAUCCAAAUACUAGAGUCAUACUUGAUGCUACUGAAGUUUAUAUCGAUCAACCCCAUUUGCCUGAUAUCCAACAGAUGACUUUUUCGAAUUAUAAAAACAGCAACACCUUUAAGGUUCUUAUAGGCAUCUCACCUGAUGGUGUGGUAACCUUUAUUUCCUCUCUUUACCCUGGCUUCAUCUCUGACAAAGAGUUGACAAGGCAAAGUGGUAUUUAUACAUUGCUUGAACCAGGAGAUUCUGUAAUGGCAGAUCGAGGAUUUAAUAUUGAAGAUGACUUGAUCUUAAAAGGAGUUCAACUAAACAUUCCACCAUUUUUGCGGGAUAAGAAGCAGUUUUCAGAGAACGAGCUUGUCAUUACUCGUCGCAUAGCAUCUCUCCGCAUUCAUGUAGAGCGAGCCAUGGAGAAAAUCAAAAACUUCCAUAUCUUUGACCGGUCACUACCAGUACAAAUGACAGAUAUUGCUAACAGAUUGUUUUUUGUUUGUUGUGUUUUGACUAAUUUUCAAGAGCCAUUGUGUACUUAA
This is a messenger RNA of Amphimedon queenslandica, 783 nucleotides long. RefSeq lists its product as uncharacterized. Lineage: Eukaryota; Metazoa; Porifera; Demospongiae; Haplosclerida; Niphatidae. The transcript has a single exon. The record is from RefSeq and is a predicted model, not a curated record. The coding region runs from base 1 to 783 and encodes 260 amino acids.